AUGUCCAAUCCGGUAUAUUUAACUCUGGGAUGUUUCGUAUCGCUCCUGGUAAUUGUACAUUCGUCACCUUUCAAUGAUCCGUGUACUCUGAUGCCCAAUGGCCCGGCUCUUCCUGGUGAUGAUGAAAUUAAAGACGUCUUCACGACUACUUCCUGUUUAAACGGAAGUAUCUGGUGGAAUUACCCACGUGGUACACUCAGAGUUCACUUCCGGUAUACAGACAGUUCUAAAGAGUUCAGAGUAUGUCUAAAAUCUGGCAUUGGACCAUCUUUUAGAGCUGCCUAUGACGUAACAGGGGGAAAGCAUAAAGUUUUUCCAGUUCCACAAGGUCGAGAUGAAGAGCAAUGUACUGAAUCAGUUGCUGCAGAAAUUAUCCUCUUGGUAGAACAACCCCCCUUCCAGACUUACAUGACUUUAUAUGAUUAUAAAUUAGAGUUCAUUAAUUAA
Molecule: messenger RNA, 447 nt
Organism: Lottia gigantea (owl limpet)
Lineage: Eukaryota; Metazoa; Mollusca; Gastropoda; Lottiidae
Exons: 3
Coding region: 1-447 (148 amino acids)
Source: RefSeq, a predicted model, not a curated record